AGUCAAAUUAUUUUCUCCGUUUUGGCAGCGUGAGUGUGGUGAGCUAGCUCGCUGAUCACCCGGAGCGCUCUUCUUGCCAUCGGAGGAAAGGAAACAGCUUAUUUUUCCCUUGAAAUUGCAUAACCAGCAGUUUAAAUUUUUUGACAUCUUUUCAAAAAUUGUUGAGUCUUUUGAAGAGGGAAAUCUUAAGUUAUUCCCUAGGGUUCUUGGAUUUCGAGUUUUAUUCUUCCUACCCCUAUUUCUAACUCUUGUGCCAACCCAGCUUAAUCAUGGUAAUGUUCAAAAAGAUCAAGUCUUUUGAGGUGCUCUUUAACGACCCUGAUAAGGUGUAUGGCAGUGGGGACAAGGUGGCUGGACGGGUAAUAGUGGAGGUGUGUGAAGUCACUCGAGUCAAAGCUGUCAGGGUCCUAGCUUGCGGAGUGGCCAAAGUACUCUGGAUGCAAGGAUCGCAGCAGUGCAAACAGACCUUGGAGUAUCUGCGCUACGAAGACACACUUCUCCUGGAGGACCAGCCAACAGGUGAGAAUGAGAUGGUUAUCAUGAGACCUGGAAACAAAUACGAGUACAAGUUCGGCUUUGAGCUUCCUCAGGGGCCUCUGGGAACAUCCUUCAAAGGAAAAUACGGGUGUGUAGACUACUGGGUGAAGGCUUUUCUUGAUCGCCCCAGCCAGCCAACUCAAGAGACAAAGAAAAACUUCGAAGUGAUGGAUCUAGUGGAUAUCAAUACCCCUGAUUUAAUGGCACCAGUGUCUGCUAAAAAGGAGAAGAAGGUUUCCUGCAUGUUCAUUCCUGAUGGGCGGGUAUCUGUCUCUGCCCGAAUUGACAGAAAAGGAUUUUGUGAAGGUGAUGAGAUUUCCAUCCAUGCUGACUUUGAGAAUACAUGUUCCCGAAUCAUUGUUCCCAAAGCAGCCAUUGUAGCCCGCCACACUUACCUUGCCAAUGGCCAGACCAAGGUGCUGACGCAGAAGUUGUCGUCAGUUAGAGGCAAUCAUAUUAUUUCUGGAACCUGUGCAUCAUGGCGUGGCAAGAGCCUUCGGGUACAGAAGAUCAGGCCUUCUAUCCUGGGUUGCAAUAUCCUUCGAGUUGAAUAUUUCCUGCUGAUCUAUGUUAGUGUCCCUGGUUCCAAGAAAGUCAUUCUUGAUCUGCCCCUGGUAAUUGGCAGCAAGUCUGGUCUGAGUAGCCGGACGUCCAGCAUGGCCAGCCAAACCAGCUCUGAGAUGAGUUGGGUGGAUCUCAACAUCCCCGACACCCCUGAAGCUCCUCCUUGCUAUAUGGAUAUCAUUCCUGAAGAUCACCGGUUAGAGAGCCCCACCACUCCUCUGCUAGAUGACACAGAUGGUUCUCAGGACAGCCCUAUUUUUAUGUAUGCUCCUGAGUUCAAGUUCAUGCCACCACCUACUUACACUGAGGUGGAUCCCUGCAUCCUCAACAACAAUGUGCAGUGAGCAUGUGGAAGAAAAGAAGUAGCUGUUAUCUACUUUUCUUUGUGCCUCUAUGCUGUACUGUCUGUCACAGACUCCACAGUCUCUACAGUAGGGGUUGGUUCCACCCCAGCCUCUGACUCCCUGGUGUAGGAGAUGAUCAGCAGGCAAUCUCCUGGGCCUUAAAGGUUGCAUGCUCAUCCUCAGCCAGUGAGAUAUUGUGACUGUAUCGGGGUGUUUACCAGAUGGGUAUUAAAACACUCUAGAAAAACUUAGGCCCAUCCUAUUUUCUCAGAUCUUGAAAAUUGAGGCAUACUCAGUAGAAAUGGCCUCCAGGCAUGAUCUUACCAAGUUUUUCUUGGAGGGGAAUAUAGAUUGUUACAAUGGUAUCAGAUCUUGAGCUCCUGUGCCAUGUGGGACAGGGCCAAUUUAUCAAACUGGGAAAAUGAAAAAAAAAAACCAUGUUCAAAGCUUUGAGAAAAGGGGGUUCUUAAAAUUAUUUUUGCCCUUUGUACAUUUAUAGGGGAAAAAAUCCUCCAGAGCUGAUUUGGUCUGGACUUUGGAGAGCUGCUUGAGUUAAAAUGAAGAAGGUCUAAGGUUGUCUUGGCUAAGAAUGUAUUUUAAUUUGGCCUAAAGCAGUAAUAACUGUGUCCUACCAAAGGUCUUAAAAGCUGUUUUUAGAGCCUAUUGCACUGUGUUCUGUUGAAAUCAUGUGGGAGAAUGUUUCUCUUUUCAUGUGACUCCUUGGAAUUGAUUCUGAGGGAAAUGUGUUUUAGCACUUUAGUUUCUGUCAAAUUUUUUUAUUUUCUUUUUUCUAUCUCAAAAUGUAAGCUAAAACUGGUCUACUAUGUCUUUAGGGGUAAGCAGAAGGGCAAAAAACAAAAAAGCAUUAUUUUUGAGACUUCAUCCCAGUGUACAGAAUUCUAUAAUUCUGACACAUUAUACAAGAAGGGUUGCUGCUAUCAGCCUUGCCUACUGUGACUUAUCCAUACCUAGGGAAAAACUCUAAAUCAAGAUACCCCAACACUGAUCAGAGCCUUCAGACACUGCCAUGAGAAAUGGGAGGGCAGGUCUUCACAAAAGCCCCCAGGGCUUCCUGUUUCUAACCAGUGUUAGGAGAUGGGGGAUGUUAACAGCCCCUCUCUCACUGCAGCCUUUAGCACUUUGUUUCCUGUUCUGUGUUAGAGCACUGAGCUCCACUCUUCUCUGAGAAAGUAUGUGGACUGAAGGUGGUUAUUUUUUUUAAUUUGUGUAUCUUUUUGUAUGAUAAACCAUAUUUUGUACUUAACCAGAUGUAUUUUCACCCCAAUUCUUUGUAAAAAACAAUAAAAAUAAAGGUUUUUUAAUGGCAGAAA
This is a messenger RNA of Pteronotus mesoamericanus, 2776 nucleotides long. RefSeq names its product thioredoxin interacting protein (gene TXNIP). The transcript has 8 exons. Lineage: Eukaryota; Metazoa; Chordata; Mammalia; Chiroptera; Mormoopidae. The record is from RefSeq and is a predicted model, not a curated record. Gene Ontology annotation, biological process: protein transport. Gene Ontology annotation, molecular function: ubiquitin protein ligase binding. Gene Ontology annotation, cellular component: cytoplasm. The coding region runs from base 270 to 1445 and encodes 391 amino acids.